AUGCCGGGCAUCAGCCACAAAGGUUCCUUCCAAGCUACGGAGACGGCUUCCUCGGAAGCUGUGGGCCUGGCCGAGCCUCAGCGGCCGCCACAAGCAGCACGGCCUGGGGGGCCGGGGCCCGGGAAGGCGGGCAGUCGCCUGGCGGAGCCCGGGGGACAGCGGUCUGCUCGGAAGCCCCCAGGAAGAGACGGCGCCCGGCGCUCGGGGCGAGAGGCCAGACAGCGGCCGGGCAGGAGCGGCGCCCCGGACGUGCUCCCCAGGGCGCACCUGGCGCCUCCCGUGGGGUUCGCAGCGGGGUGUGUCCUGCUGGGAGAGAUUAGAGGGCCUUCCGAGACCGGCGCGCAGGGGCAGAGGCGGGGAGAGCCGGAGGGCCGGGCGCGGGAGCCCACCCUGCUCCUCCCAACCGCAAGUGCGCUGAGGCCGGGACGCGGGGAGAAGGGCGCUGGCCCAAGGGCGCGGCCCGGGGCCCCUCGCGUGCGCCGAGACCUGCCGGCCUCCCCCUGCGGCCCCCGGCAGCCGCCCGCCGCCUCCCGCGCGCACUCGCUUGCCUCCCCGGCCGGAAGCGCAGAGACCAGGGGUGUCCCUUUGAUGCCGCCGCCCAAGCCCAGGGCGGCGAAGACUCUUGGCAGACGGGACCCGGGCUCCCCAGCCUGUGAACUAAAAGCCGAGGACCCACACUCGGGGCUGCUUCUCCGCAAGCGCAGGCAGCGAGCGGGGCCUGCGUGGUGGCCGCGCGUGUACUUCGUGAGCGCCCUGCGGGCUCACGCGACCCGCGGGGAGGUGCCCAGGGCGACCCCACGGCCGCAGAUGCUCGGGGGGAGACUGAGUCCUGCCCUUCUGGAAAGCCCGCGGCGACACUCGGGCUCAACGAGAAAUGGUCUCCGCAGUAAACAGUUUCCCACACAUUCAAGUUUGCAAACUGUGACCAUGCGGCCCACCCGCCUGACUCUUCGCCCGGCCCGCCCGCCCGAAGUGGCCGCCGCAGCCUUCCCGCCGCCGCGCCGUCCCGCGGUCCCCCAGGGGCUCCCGGGCCGGUCCCGCCCGGCCCCCGGGGGGCGCAGCGCCCGCCUCGCCGCCUCCUCCCUCCGCCCGGCCGCGCGGUCCGGCGGGGCGGGAAGAUUGAUAUUAAUCGAAACCUAUCUGAAAAUUUUCCAUAUUGCAGAGACUUGUCGGGAAACCUACUUUGUUGGUGGGCAGCUCUUGCCCAGAUGCAGGCCCUGGGCUGCUGGCACUCUGGCUGGGGAGGGCAGCAGCUUCAACACCAUGGUGCAUCCUGAAUACUCAGACUUUGCCCUGGGUGGAGAUGCCAAGUGA
Nyctereutes procyonoides (raccoon dog) is the source of this 1314-nucleotide messenger RNA. Its product is annotated as translation initiation factor IF-2-like. Lineage: Eukaryota; Metazoa; Chordata; Mammalia; Carnivora; Canidae. The record is from RefSeq and is a predicted model, not a curated record. The transcript has 5 exons. Bases 1 to 1314 code for a protein of 437 amino acids.